Molecule: messenger RNA, 1643 nt
Organism: Sceloporus undulatus (fence lizard)
Lineage: Eukaryota; Metazoa; Chordata; Lepidosauria; Squamata; Phrynosomatidae
Gene: ASPN
Product: asporin
Molecular function (GO): protein binding
Source: RefSeq, a predicted model, not a curated record
GUCUAGAGUUAAGCUAGAAGUUUUGGCUGAGAUACAGGGAGUGAUGAAUAACACAUGAGUAGUAAGUUUCUUAACAUCAUUCUUCAGUACUCAGAUAGACUAAUCCACAGAAGCAGUUUAUUCAAGUAUCACCCAGACUGCCAGGAGCAACAGGAACUUUAAAGUGUUUUUUUAAAUUUAUUAUUUUAUUAUUUACUGCACAUUUUACAAGCUUGAAUCUGAGCUCUAUAUAGUAAAGAAGUGGAAUAAAUUUCUCAGGUGGAAUAUUGUUUUAGAAGGACUUGACAGCUUUGAAAGGACUGUGCAUCCUCAAGGCAUGAAGGAAUGUAUGCUUUUGCUUCUGUUGGCUUUAUGUUCUGCUAAGCCUUUCAUAAGUCCCUCAUACUUCAGCUUCAAGAAUGUAAUGCUAAUGGAUAUGGAAGAACCUAUUGAUGAUGACGACGACGACGACGACGAUGAUGAUAAGGAUGAUGAUAAUUCUCUUUUCCCAGCUUGGACCAUCCAUAAUACCCUUUGAAUUACAUAUUUCCAGUAGUGACCCUUUGGAUGUCAGUGCUACUCGAGAGUUGUCCACUGCUCUGAUUUGGGGCUGACCUCAAUACCAAAGAAUAUUCCAUUUGAUACUCGCAUGAUCUUCAAACAACAAAUAAAAGAAGUCAAGGAAAAUGUAUCUCAAGGACUUACAUCACUAUAUGUAAGUUUACUUUUUAAUAUUCAUACUAAAAUCCACCCCAAAGCAUUUCAAUCAACAAAGAAGUUGCGACGCCUCUACCUGUCUCAUAAUCAUUUAACGGAGAUUCCAGCCAAUCUGCCAAAAAGUUUAGCUGAGUUAAGAAUUCAUGAUAAUAAAGUUAAAAAAUACAAAGAAGCAUUUAAAGGAAUGAAGUCUUUGCACGUUUAGGUAAAGAUGAGUGCAAAUCCUCUUGAUAAUGAAGGAAUAGAACCUGGGGCUUUUGAAGGUGUGACAGCAUAUCAUAUAAGAAUUGCAGAAGCUAAAUUAACUUCUAUUCCUAAAGGGCUGCCAUCUAGCCUACUGGAACUCCACUUAGAUGACAACAAAAUUUCUGGAAUUGAGCUUGAAGAUUUUAUUCGCUAUAAAAAUCUUCAAAGAUUGGGGUUGGGAAGCAACAAAAUUAAAGAAGUCGAAAAUGGAAGCUUUUCCAGUGUACCAAACAUACGAGAAAUACAUUUAGAAAAGAACAAACUGAAAAAAGUGCCAUCUGGUCUUCCAGACCUGAAAUAUCUGCAGGUAGUCUUCCUUCAUUCUAAUAGUAUUUCAAAAGUGGGAGUGAAUGAUUUUUGUCCAACAGGAGGAAGACUAAAGAAGACAUUAUACAGUGGCAUUAGCUUAUUCAACAAUCCUGUAAAAUACUGGGAUAUCCAACCAGGAACAUUUCGCUGUAUAUUAAAUAGGAACAGUGUGCAAAUUGCAAACUAUGGAAAAUAAGUUUGCAUAUCCAGAAUACAAUUGAAGAAGAAAACUUAAAAACAGCAUUAGAAUACUUGAAAUCUGAAGAUGCACAACUUUAUACUGUCUAAUAGCUUUAAAAAAUACUUAUAAGGAGCCCUGGUGGCGCAGUGGUUAAAUGCCUGUACUGCAGCCACUCAUUCACGAACAACAAGGUUGUGGGUUCAAUACCAGC